GGGGCAUUUGUCAGCGGAGGCAGCAGACUCCGAUCAAAACUCUGCGGUCUAUAGUACUAGCAAUGGUGCCGCACAUUCAUGCUUCCUCUUCUAUAUGGUUUUCUGUGUGAGUAAAGUGAAUCGAAAUAGCAAUAACAGCAUAUCCGUCGCGUCGUCUACGCGUCUAAUUGAGAAUCCAAGUGUAGGCAUCUCCAAUGCAUGCUAUGCUGCGCAGAAAAAGUAAGAGGGAGUGCUCUCGUUUUAUUUGAUCGGAAACCCUUUUAUCCGACGGAUAUUCACCAGCAACCGGUAUCCUGUUUCUCAGGCACAGUCAUCGUGUUGACGUGUAGAAACAUGUUCCGGCGCCUUUUACCUCCUUUCCCACUCCCUUCUCUUCCCGCAACUCCUCUCCACCUUCAUUCGCUCUUCUCUUCCUCAUUCCCCUACUUUUCGCAAAAAAAAAAAGAAUGUCGCUACCUACUCAGGAACAGGAGCAUAAGCAGGAAUCGCCCAGGGCCAGCACACAACACGCCUCGCGCUCAAGCCGCCUCGGAUUCGGGACAGGACUCGGCGCGCGACUGAGUCUCGCCAUCGCCCUGGGCUUGGCCAUGGCAUCUCUUGCGGUUGCAUCCUCGGGUGAUCGUCAACCACAGUACAUCGAAUGUGUCAAAGAUUGUGACAAAGACAUUUGCCAAUCCGCAGACGUGACAUCAUUCACACCAGAGCAACUGCUGGAACACCAACUCGAUCUGCCACUCCGCCUCACGCAUUGGACCUGUCUCGACAACUGCCGAUACCGCUGCAUGCAGUCCAUCACCGAAGGGGCUCUCCUGGAGAACCUGCCCGUGCACCAAUAUCACGGCAAAUGGCCCUUUUACAGACUCUGGGGCAUGCAAGAACCCGCCUCGGUCUUGUUCAGUAUCCUGAACGGGUACAUGCACGUCCUCGCGUGGCCCAAGCUCAAGCGCGCCAUCCCUCAGGAUUAUUACAUGCGACCUUUCUAUCUCGGCUACGCGAUCAUCGGCAUGAACACCUGGCUUUGGUCUGCAGUCUAUCACGCGCGCGAUUGGCCUAGCACUGAGAAACUCGACUACUUUUCCGCAGGAACGGCCAUCACGUACGGGCUCUUUUACACCGUCAUCCGGAUAACACGCAUGGUCCAAAUCCGUUCGCAAUUGAUGUGGGCUAUGGUCUGCUUGAUUCCACUGCUGCUUCAUAUCAGCUAUCUGGGGUUUGUGCAUUUCGAUUAUGGAUACAACAUGGCGGCGAUGGCAACCGUGGGCGCGAUUCAUAACUUGUUUUGGAUCGGCUGGAGUAUCGCCAAUUGGCGCGAGCGCCCAUAUGCAUGGGAACCAAGUGUUUCAGGAGUAUUGAUCACGGCAGCGAUGUGUCUCGAGAUCCUGGACUUUGCGCCGUUGUGGGGUAUCCUGGACGCACAUUCGUUGUGGCAUGCAGCGACGAUUCCAUUGGUGCCAAUCUGGUACCGAUUCUUGCUUAAGGAUACAGAGUGGGAAGUUAGGAACAAGAAGGGCGUCCAGCGACCAUCGUCACAUCGGGACUAGCAUCUAGUAUCCAUCAAUGCAUACGACCCAAUAAAAGUCAGCUUCAUUUCA
Molecule: messenger RNA, 1592 nt
Organism: Gamsiella multidivaricata
Lineage: Eukaryota; Fungi; Mortierellomycota; Mortierellomycetes; Mortierellales; Mortierellaceae
Product: Mn2+ homeostasis protein
Exons: 1
Coding region: 447-1541 (364 amino acids)
Biological process (GO): GPI anchor biosynthetic process
Cellular component (GO): endoplasmic reticulum membrane
Molecular function (GO): hydrolase activity, acting on ester bonds
Source: RefSeq, a predicted model, not a curated record